Messenger RNA from Pediculus humanus corporis (human body louse), 477 nucleotides. Its product is annotated as calmodulin, putative. The record is from RefSeq and is a predicted model, not a curated record. Bases 1 to 477 code for a protein of 158 amino acids. Gene Ontology annotation, molecular function: enzyme regulator activity; calcium ion binding. The transcript is spliced from 2 exons. Lineage: Eukaryota; Metazoa; Arthropoda; Insecta; Psocodea; Pediculidae.
AUGGCCGACGAAACGACGACGGAAUUACCGGAGGAAAAUCUUUCGGUUGAAAAAAUCGCAGAAUUCCGCGAAGCUUUCAACCUUUUCGACAAAGAUGGCGACGGUAACAUAACGACCAAAGAAUUGGGUACUUGCAUGAGGUCUCUCGGGCAGAAUCCGACGGAAGCGGAAAUCGCGGAGCUGAUUUGCGAAGUAGACGUAGAGGGAACAGGUUUAAUCGAUUUCACAUCGUUCGUUUUGAUAAUGGCUAAAAAGAUAAAAGACGUCGACAACGAGGAAGAACUCAGAGAAGCUUUUAGAAUAUUCGAUAAGGAAGGUAACGGAUUCAUAACCGCAUCCGAGCUCAGGCACAUAAUGAUGAACUUGGGUGAAAAAUUAACGGAAGAAGAAUGCGACGAAAUGAUUAGGGAAGCGGAUGUCAUGGGUGACGGAAAUAUCAAUUACGAAGAAUUCGUCACCAUGAUGAUGUCAAAGUGA